AUGUCCACCCCCACCCCCCUCAAAGUCCUCUAUGCCGUACAUCCGGAUCUCGACACCCUCGACUUCACCGGGCCCCUGGAGAUCCUCAGUCAUGCAACGCAUCCCUCCUCCUCCUCCGCACCAACACCAGCCUUCACACACACCAUCACCUCCAUCACGCCCCUCACAACCACACACCAAGGUCUCACCUUCCAGCGGGACAUCCCCAUGGCCCUCGCGCACUCGACACUCGCCUCCUACGAUAUCCUGGUUAUCCCCGGAGGUGGCUCUCCCGGCGUGCUGGAAGGGAAAACCGAACCGCUGGAUCUAAUUGAAGCUUUUGCCGCCUUGCCAAAGAAAGAGGACGGGAGUGUGCGGGUCCUGUUGAGUGUCUGCACGGGGAGCUUAUUCCUUGCUGAGGCGGGGGUAUUGGAUGGAAUGACGGCAACGACACAUCCGAGGUACUAUGGGCAGUUGAGGGAGAUUGUUAAAGUUAAGGGAGAGGGAAAGACGAAGGUUGUUGAGGAGAGGUUUGUGGUUAAUAGGACGGAUGUGGGAGCGGGUCUGAGGAUUAUCACGGCGGGAGGUGUGAGUUCGGGGAUCGAUGCUGCCCUUUGGUUGGUUGGGGAUGUGGUUGGGGAGGACGUGAGGGAGAAGAUUGCGGAGAUUGUGCAGCAUGCGCAUAGGAGUGGUGUUGUGCUGUGA
This is a messenger RNA of Hyaloscypha bicolor E, 684 nucleotides long. RefSeq names its product class I glutamine amidotransferase-like protein. The record is from RefSeq and is a predicted model, not a curated record. Bases 1 to 684 code for a protein of 227 amino acids. The transcript has a single exon. Lineage: Eukaryota; Fungi; Ascomycota; Leotiomycetes; Helotiales; Hyaloscyphaceae.